Molecule: messenger RNA, 13350 nt
Organism: Amoebophrya sp. A25
Lineage: Eukaryota; Dinophyceae; Syndiniales; Amoebophryaceae
Source: the annotation of a GenBank genome assembly
CCAGAAAAUAAAACACAGUCGUUUUUAGGCUUCAGAAUUAUCAAUGCCACAGCGUGAGCGUUGAAUUGGUUCAAGUCUUUGAUAAGGAUUAAACUACAACAAAUGUUUAUGUUGUUUACACGUACUUCUACUUCAGACUUAAGUACAGUUUUUAGAUGUUUGUGUUAGUGUUGGCAAGAUGAAUCAAUCUCGUUCACAUUCUACUCAAUAAUAUUGAGUCUAAUUUUCCAGCAUCGACAACAUCUCGAUUUCGACUUCGAGUUGCUUAAGCUUGCUCAGAGAGAAGUAAAAUCUACUCAUUGUAACGAAACUGUCAACCUGCUACUAACGAAGGAUUUCUUAUUAUUUUCAUUCUUCUUCAUCGAUGUCUGCAAGGACCACAAGGAAGAAGAAAUACUAUCUAUCCUUGUCGUGAAAUAUUUUCACUAAGGUUGGUAGUUGUAGAAGACUUCAUCCGAUUUUUGAUUAAGACUUUUGUUGAUUAAGACUUUUAGACUUUUAGUAGAAACUCAGACUUAAAAAGAGGCUUAAUAAGUAUAACCAAACUCAGCACGCGUCUCGCCCAGCCUUCACACAAGCAACUAGUACAAGCACAGUUAUGAGGCAGGUCGGGCCUAUCCCUCACCGCCGAACGUCUUCCGCUCGAGCUACGUCCCCUCUACAAUAAGUUCAAUCUCGCCUCGAGGCACUCAUCUUAACAUCAUCGCCGACGUCGUCGCGCAUCUUCGUCCUUAAAACUACUAUCCCAGCUUAUCCCUCUCCGGCAAGACUUAUCUAUCACCCGCCUGCCCUUCAAACUUGGUCGAAUAAAAGGUUCACUACAACAAACAGAAGAGAAUGGUCCCUCAUUUGAUACAUGGACGUCAAGAACGGCCUUAUUUGAACAAUCUAGCUGGGGAACAAGGCACAGAUCGUCGACAUCCACCACAACAUCUGCGUCCUGAACAAGAGCGGACCACAGAGCGAAGAACGUCGAGUCAGGAGCCGCGUCGUUCUUUCUCGAACGAGGAACAUUUUCCGAACGGAAGUAGACACGAAGAUUUAUUCCAAAUAACGGUCGAUUUUCCAGAUAUUAGCUUAGAUACUCCUCGUUUUCCAGGAGACGAGUAUUGUCCAGGAGACGAGACGAUCACGAUGCUGAACGAUUGCUCGAGAGGCGACUAUAUGCUUUUAUGGGCAGACGGCAGGGAGAAAGAAAAUACUACUUCUGGAGUCUAAUUAAAAUAAAUGUCUUAACUACCUCAAGAAUGGGCACACUACUACUACUACUACUGCUACUAUUGAAUGUAAUAAAUAGACUUAGACGGUCUAUUUAGUUUUACUAGACUAUUAUAGACUUCUUCUGACAAGAUGAAGUGAUAUAUUUAUGAUUAAUUACAGACACAAAUAGCUUCCCUAUAAUAUUAUUUGAUUAAGGACAUGAUAGUACCGUAAAUUUUGGGUAAGCUUCUAAGUAUAAUAUCAAUAUAAAAAUAAUAAUGAUAGUACCUCCGUAACCUCCUUCCCUCUGUACAACUUCUAAUAUCCGACCCCGCGGCUCUGGGUCGGCCUCCUCCUGGCCUAUUUGACGAUGAAGAGGAUUUCCAGGAUCCCUAUGACGUGUCAUCCGCUGGACUUUCUUCUGCUCAUGACCAGCACGUUUUCCCAUUCUCGCGCAGCGGAGGUCACGACAACAGUUAAGGCUUUGUUUCUCCGCAUUGAAUGACAUUAGUAGUUAAGUGCAUUGACAUUAGUACCCGACAAGAAUAGUUCUUACCCAAUAAGAAUGAAUGAUUCUUGGCGUUUUUCGAGAACUAGAAAAGAACUAUUGAAGCCGAGAAUGAUGAUCCACCAAGGGAUGCAAAAUCAGAUCCUCCAAUGUUGAAAGCAUUAGCCAAAGCAAGAGUAGCCAUCAUGCGUGCACAUAAAAAGAAUUGCAAACAAAAGGUUAAACCCCAAGGGCAACGAUGAAGACAUGAAGAAAAGACCGUUUCUCCCCUCCCCUCUUCCCUUUUCUUGACGCUUUGCUUACCCCGAGAAUGGGUACACUGCUACUACUCAAAAUAACCGAGUUACUGACUGAAAUAAGGGAGGUAGCUUAAAACAAAGGCUACUCGUCCUUCUCGUCAGUAUCUCGGUUAUUUUCGUCUGUUACUCGCUUAUUUCCGUUUAACGUAACCACCUCUAAAAGAGCAAUACAUCUGCAGGUGGUUCUCUUCAUCAACAUCAUGCUACGUUUUCCCGCAGCAGCGAAUCUUCGCAUCAAGAAAGUGACUCGUCCUCUUCAGGUGCAGCACCGUCGUCUGUUGCGUCGAUGCCACCAUCUUCUAGUUCUACGAUACAAGAAUCAUGCGCGAGUCCUAUCAACAACAACAACAACAACAACAACAACACGGGUGAACAUUCAUCUGGUUCUGGUAAUGGCACUUGUUGUUCCGAUAUUAAUAUUCCACAGUCUUCGUCGCGGUUGCUCCUCUAUCUUCACGCAGCAGGAGACUGUAUUAGAGAAGUGGAGGCGUCGAAACUGAAAUCCUCGGCAUCGAACUUUGGGAGCAAGGUAGAAGUGAAGUAAAGAUCUUCAUCUUUCAUGAGAACCAGUUGUCAUGAUUCGGACAUUGACAGGAGACGAUGUUGAGCACAAGGUGUCUACUCUUAAUCACAAUGGAAAUCUUGCUGACGAGCUACAUCAAGAUGAAGUUCCAUUGCGAAUCACGACGACAGCGAGGACACCCAUUCUUCACCCCCUCGACCUUCAUCAUGUUACAGUGAGUACUCUUCACCUUUCAGCACCACCUCUUCGCGACCUUUGUUCACUUCAGGUAGUGAAAAGUCCUUCCCUUCACCACCUCUUCACGACCUUUGUUCCCCUUCCCCACCACCUCAGGUAGCCAAAAGUCUUACCGAUCUUCAGCAGGGUCUCCGUGACCGGGUUUCGACUGAAACUACCAGAGACCGAUUCGCUGACACAUGGGGGAAACUUGCGAGAUUUCGUGAGGACGUCGAAGCAUCGGGAGCUCGUCGAGAGCUAGUCGCGAAAAUCUCAAGUGCGCAAUUGUAUCUGCAGCAUUUUCAGUUAUGAUGACGGAAAUUGCCAUGAUUUAGUCUCCUGAUCUUCUGCUGAUCCGGCGCUCGCAGGGCGAAGGCAGGAGCCCAUCUAAUUCUAAUUCUAGUAAAUAGUAUUUACUAGUAUUACUAGUAAAUAGUAUUACUUAAAUGAUUAAUUCAUCUUUGUGCUUCUAAUUUGAGAGAAGCUGAGUGAUGUUUUGACCGUCGACGCAGCACUAGCCGCAUUACAGGAGUUGGAGACCAUAGCGACUGAGACAAGAUGGAGUGCUGUGCGGGAUCGAGUGAAUCUGACAUUGGAAUAUGGCAAUACAUAUUAAGUAAUUAAACAUAGCGAUAGCACGUCUUAGUGUCAUAAGUAAUUAAACAUGGCACUACUAGAACCUAGCUACUAGAACAACACUAAGACUCUUCGACUUAGUGUUGUUCUAGUAGUUGUAAUUUCGAUGUGUGAAAGUGACUGGUGCAGCUGUGGUCUUCCCUACUUGAAGGUAAAGGAUUUUUUACUACCUUGUACGCAGAUGAUAGUAGAAGAUCAAUUAUGAGUAAUCAGCGGCGCUCAAAGCACUAAAUCGAGCAACCGGUUCGUUUUUACCUCUAGAGACUUAGCCCUUCCAACAAUUAUGAGUAAUCAUUUGUAAAGGAUAAUACAACUGAUUCUUAUUCUACUUGUUGUAGACCUUCCCUCCACUCCUGCCCUAAUCGUUCACUGUCUCCUCCACGACGGAUUGGGAACGCACCACUUCUUGCAUCGCUAUUGUGAAAGACUUGCGAGAGGAGGUUUUGAGUUCGCCUUCUGCUACAAUCGAACGGAUGCAAACGAAGUUCGAGGCAGCUUUUGACGCCGUCAAGGCUUUACGAGAGUCUGCCUACAAUUACGCUGGAGGUGACCAAGAAGGAGACGCCAAGAACAACUUCCUCGUAGGUGGUGUGUUUGCUGAGAAGAGUGGAGCGGCGUUCAACUAUCUGGUGAAAUUCCAGCAGCGUCUGAACAGUCUACACGCUUUGGAUAGAGCAGUUUUGGCAUUGAAGGAUAUGGCAGAUAUCGUCCAAUCCGUCAGGGCUGAAGGUAACGGUAACAAACAAUCUUCAAUCAUGCUAUUUUCUUGUCAAUAGUAGUAGUUAAUAUUUUGACGACUUUUUUGCUUUGGUCUCCUUGUCCUUAUCUAUCAAUUUUUAGAUUUGCAUUUGCUGUGGGCAACAUCACCAAGAACUUGAAGAACUCCCCAAUCAUUUUUCUCUCAGUCCCCCUUCCCCCUUCUGGAAGUUCUAUCUCCUACUUCAUCUAUCACCGCCUCACCUCCCCCCCAACAAGGUCGCGAGCGUUUUUUGAUGGGCUUGGAAUUCUCCCGUCAGAAAGUCAAGGGUUUGCAAAACGAGUUGAACAAUUUGAGGGAUAUGUCGAGACUUCGAGGAUUCUACGAACACGCGCUAGAAGCUGUGCGGCAACUGGAACACACGCAGAUGGUCAAAACGCAACUGAGGGGAAGCGAACAUUAUGAAGAUGGUGCAAUACUAGUAUAGGCACAAUAUAAAUUAUGUUGAUUAUCAUGAUUACACUUUUCCUGGUUUUUGUUUUUUCCUAGUAAGGUCUGCUCCACCACAAAAAUUAUCAUGAUUACAAUUACUUGCUCAAUGGUGCAAAAAAGAGAACAAUAGAUUAUCACUACAUCAAUUCAGCUAGAUUUCACAAGAUUUUGUUUGUUAUUUCUUUGAGGGGGUAUAAAGGUUUUUGGUUUAUUUCUUCGGUGCAUCUCAUCACUACGUGAAUUCUUGUUCACUUUCAUGUAGUUCACUUCAUUCUCAUUUUUGUUGUUUCAAACACUAAUCAUGUAGAUGACUAAUUCUACACUCUUCAUGUAGAUUAGUAAUUCUCAAUCUUCCAGAAAACACCUCCAUGACCACCUAACCCUAACCGUUGUAAGAAACACGCCAUCUAGAAGUUGCUCAAGUUCUAAGAGCAAGCGUUUUUGCGACAAAAAAUUGCUGAAGCUUUUGCGUCGAUCGAAUCUGUUGUCAAGGAAUCCCGGCAAUCCCUAGACGAGCACGUUUCCCGAGUUACGCUCAACCAAGCACGAGCUGCGCUGUUUCGCGUACUUAAUUUUUUUUAAUCUUUCGUAUGCAUAUCCGUGCGGCCUGGGCCUGGCAGCGGUGUGGUGGACCCUCAGCAUCAGCCUUAAAAACCCGAUCAAAAGUUUUUCUGUUCCUCCCAGUGAGGAUUUUCAACAACCUUUCAUCCACAUCUUCUACAAUCUUAGGUGGGUGCGCAGAUUCCCGAUUUUCCUCGUGAACGACUUCAGCAAGUUUUGUCGCUGUUGGAGACUACUUUGCAGAGUGCUAUCCCUAAGGGCAAAGUCCAAGACAUCUAUCAAGGAGUUAUGGAAGCCUUGGAGGGAUUACGUAACUUUCCCAUAUUCUUGCUUUUUUUACUUCACGCUACCUAGUACUCCUUUGCUCAUGAUCUACCCCCACGCAGCUGAAGGUGGGGGCGAUGCGCUUUCUCUACUAGUGCCCCGCAGCGGCCGCUUAAGUUUGGUUAGCUAUGUAUUGCGAAGGAUUUCUGUUCGACGGAUUCGGCCGUACUCGAGCCGCGGACACGCAGCCGGCUUCCAAAGGAAGCCUGGCGGAUAUGGUUUUGCGGCUAGUUUGCUUGCCCUUUCGCAGUCUUGCGCGGAGACGUUUCGGCCCCCUCGCUCUGGGUUGCAGAGGGUUGCCUUCUUGCGUCCGCGGGAUCGAAUGGGCGGCGUCCGUGUCGGGAAGUCGGCGCGCGAAGAAGUGCGCAGCGCUGGAAACGGGUGGACCCAGCAGACGUGACAGGAGCAAGGAGUUCGCAAGCCUGCUGAGCAAUGCGGCGGCGCUUUCGUUUUGGCCAUGGCUGGCGGGGUGUUCCUCGAAGGGAGGGCGGCGAACCCUACGGGCCGCGGAACUUGGCCUGGAGGAGGGGGCGAAGGAAGGGCGCGCGUUUAUUUUCGGCGCUUGUGUUCGUGCUGGCGGGCUCGACCGCUGGGCACAAGCAGCCCCAAGGAAGAGGCUGAAGAAGGCCGGAACCUUAUGGCAAUAUCCCGCGGGGCUUCGCUGGGUACUUGGAGGCGGCAAUCGACUGCAGAGGGGCCCGCUAGCUCGCCCCAGGGAAUGCCUCGCGUGGCAUUGCUCCCCGGGACGCCGAGUCGCAUGCGGCUCCGUCUCUAACAUCGCGAGCGCUUUGGGAUAACGAUAAUGCCCUUCCUGUGGUCUGUGCCUCUUGGGGCAGGCGCAGUCUAGGGUCCGGGCGAGGGCUUCUGGGAAGCUCGUGGGAGUGACCCACAUCUCCCGGGGGGCUGCUUGGUUAUUCAUUUGCGGGGCUGUCCUCCCGUGCGUCUUUACUUUUUGCGCCUGUCUAGGAGAAGGGGGGGGCGCCGAUGCAUGGCGCCAGUUGUUCAGAUGCAAGGCGUUCUGCAUGCAUUUAGCUGGCAUGUCGCUCAGCUGCUUCGUUUCACUGACUACAACAAGGCUCCGGCGUUUACUCGCAGACGCGCCUCUCGUGGUGCAGUGUGCUGUGGGGGCUACCUGGUGAGACGGUGGAAGGGCACGGUUGGGGGAUGAACGUGGCCCCACGUAUGGGCGGCGCAUGCUUUCGCCGUCGUCGGCAAAGAUUUCCACAGGCCGCCGCCUGGCGGGGGGCUUGGGCUUCAAAGUGGCCCCCCCCCGCUGUCUCAUAUUCGGCGGGUGUAGACAUGCGGGCAGCUGGAGCGCUUCGCUGGAGCCCUUUCCACAACGUGGCUGCCGCUGCCUCUGUUCUCUUCUGUCUUGGAGGGCGCCGGCUUGUUUAUUACCAGCUGGGAGCUCAAGAACCCAAGUUCAGCAAGGCCGGACACAGUGACCAGCUCAGGGCCACGCCAGACUUCGGCACGUCGCUGAUUGUGACACAUGGACCGGAGUGCUUGGGGACGCAUUUAGAACCGCUAAAGACGUGAUGCUAUGGACUUUGCGACCGCAACUGUUAUAGCUUGUGAGGAGGCGAAAGCAUAUAGCUUUAGGAAUAUGCAUCAGCGCCCCCUUGUAAAGCUUAACAAGCGGCUGGACGGCUGACCCAAAGGCAAAUCCCAGGCAGAAGCUCCUCCCGCGUGGUGACAGGAGGCGCCAUGUUAGUCAAAAGGCUCCGGGAGUACAGUCAAGGCGAGGCCUAGGCGGCGUGGGAUGCUUUGCGAUUCUUCUAAGUAUUAUGCCACCCGGGAGCAGUUUGCGCGAUGAGGUUCAAGGCAAGAAAACUUCGGACGAAGCUCGCAACGUCAAGCGGGCCCCUUCUCGGCGUCUCGCACGCGAGGGCCCUCCAAGCAAGAAGCGCAAAACGGGAGGACGCUAUGAGACUACCCGCGAAGCUUGGCUUGCGGGGGAAGGAGGAGAACGGGCGCACAUCCGGGAGGCUCGCUAAAGCUGUCCAGCUGUCAAGUCGAGGAAAGCGAAAGGGAGGACAGGGCGCGCGGCAUUGCUCUGCGGCAAAAAGCUUAGAGCUAGAGGGCCAGCCUGGGCUUUAUGUCGUAGGUGUGACUCACGUGCUUGCGAAUAGCGUAGAACUGAACUAAGCACGAGGGGAAAAGAACCACGCCACCACUGUGCAGCGUGGGCGAAAGCUCCGGCGUCGGUCUGUGUGGCGCACUCGUUUACGGUAGAACAAGAAGAACUGGGCCUGUUUGGUUUGUUUGCUAAACCUGUUGCGGGCGAAACAGUCUUCUUAAACGGGUCGAAACAGAUAACGGUGAGGGUGGGCGAAACUUGUCGGAGCCAGCCCGCCGCCUCUUCUUUGCUCUGGCUUACUUUGUGGGUGCUUCUGUUUCGCGAGAAAAACCACUGAGGACCUUGCGUGCUAGAGCUAGUAAGGCGCAGGCGGUGAACCUUCGGUGGCAUUCUGAAGGGCGGAAGAGCUGGGGGGGCUCGUUGUUUUACGCCGACGCUGGGUGGGAGCAGAGCAGGAGGAGAGGGAAGCGGGCGAGGAGAUGGGGGAAAGGGCUAGCAUCCGCCUGCUGCCCAAGAAAGAGAAAGGCCCCGGCGUCGUGUCAUGCAUAGCUUCCUGGGGGUGACGAACUUGCUCCACACACAUACUAGCGUCCCUUCUCCUUUUGUUGAGUAUGAUGCCUCGCGCAAACAAUGCACAUGCGACGCAGCGCCUACAACUUAGUCGCGUCAACAAGAAUAUCGCGACAGGUGGAGCUAGAAACAAGAAUACUGACGUCAACAGAAGUAGAAAAAGAGUCUUGUUUCCGCUACGCGCUACACAUUUUUCAACUACAACAACAGGUAGCGAGCUCAUCGCACUGUCUUCUUUCGGGGUGCGAUACAGGGUGGCGAUUGACCAGCUUCGUGAAGUUACUGGGAGUCUGCAAAAUCAACUUCUGAGUGCGUGUGUACACGCAACGGUAAACACUUGCGCCUACGCUGAGCGCCGUUUUCCUGGUACUGUGGAACGCGGAUGCAAUUUGCUUCACCGUAGCUUUAAGGCUACCGCUAAAGCAUGUUGUUUACCAAUAUUUAACACCAUAGCGAUCCAGAUUCUGAUCGUUGUUCCAUCAUCUUUUUUUACUUGAAAAAUCGAUGUGACUCUCAAGGAAGACGUCAACUAUUAAGCGGAACAAGUAGCUCUCUCUAAUAGCUGGUCUAGCAUCAAAGCAGUAGAUGACGAGCGCUUUGGAUCAGGCGUUCAGUCGAGAAUCAAAGAAGCGGCUGCAAAACUCGACGCACGCUUUUUGAAUUUAAGGGUGAGAGUGAAGGCUAAUUUAGUGCUUCAUCCAGGAAUUGAAUAACAAGUCUGCUAAUUUACCCCGAGAUUGGGUAUACUACUACUACUACUAACACUAACACUAACACUAACACUAACACUAACACUAACGCCACUACUACUGUCUCUUUAGCAGAUUCACUAGAAAAGUUACUGCUAAUCAAUGGUCAACAUCGAGGACGACUAAAAUGAAAUAUCUACAGCUUCCUCUAAUGACUGGAAAGGGACACGCCACGAUGCAUCGAGUGUGGGAAGACUACAGCGAGGCAGCAUGUGUGAAAAAUAUGCACGCCGCUCAUGGCUCCUAAUCAUCUAUCUUUAAACUAACUACGACUACGAAAUGGACAUUUUGAUUUUAGGAACCACUUUGUAUUACGUGACUUUUUUUGGGCUUGUUUAGGUUCGGGUUGGUUAUGUGUUCAUGUUGAUGGAGCUUGUUUGGGUUCUUGAUUAGUGGAAAAUCCGAUAACUACCAGGAACCUAUGGGGACAUUUUGUGGACUUUGUGUAGGAUCCUCCAGGUUGUAGGGUUGAGUGGUUGCGUGUAUAUUCGAACUGCUGUCUAAUUAGGUUUUCGUAGAGUUGGCUUGUUGGUCUUGGUCUGUGUGGGGUUGGUUGUGUUCAUUGGUGUAGACUGCGGGUUGGCUAGCGUACUUGUAAGGGUCGAUUAGGUUACCGUUUAGGGCUAUUCUUAUUUUUAAUAAGUACUUAGUCGAGGACGCAGGCUUCAUCGACUCUCUGCCAGAAUCGUUGUCUUCUUGUUGUCCUCGUCUUCUUGUUGAAAUUAUAGUACUUAUACAUUCUUCAGAUGAUCAUCGCUUUUAUCGUGUUUGUUAAAAAUCUCGGAAGACGAAAGAGAUCAUGAAAAAACGUCGAGAUGGAGAUGGAGGUGGACUAAUCCACCUAAUGUGCGUGAUUUUCAUGAUUUGUAAACUGCGAUCUUGAUGAUCAUCUUAGAGACUGUAGUCAUCUUAGAGCUUUCAUCACCUGUAAUCAAUAGAGGUUACCUCAUCUACUUACUUAGUACGAAGGGUUGAUGAAGAUGUAGCAAGUGAUGUAGGGGAAUCAAUUUCAGUAGUAAAGGAAUCAAUGUGAACAAGAAUUAUAGAUCAUGUCGUAGGAGCGAUGUAGCAAGGACAAAGAAGCAGGUUGAGGUACUAGCAGAAAGAGAAGAAUAAUGAGAAUAUUCACCUUCAUGUUCACACGGAGGCUCAUUCUCAUCGGUUAACAUAAAGAAUUGGUACCAUUACCUUCCUCCUCCUCACUCCAGUGUGUGCGUUUAUGAUUAGCUUAUCUAACUCCAGCGGGGUCGUAUGUGAAGUUAAACGACCUACAAUCUAAUCCAAUCAUCAUUAUUAUAUAUAUAUAUAUAUAUUUAUAUAUUAGAACAUUUCGUAAGAAGGGUGUUGGAUGGCAUGGCAUGCAUUGCAUGGGCCGAGGGGGUCAGCGUGCGACCUUCUUAAGGGAGCGAGACGGGGGCGAAGACUCAGGGCGCGAAAUAGGGGGGCCGCCGCGUUGUUGUCUGUUUUGCUUCCUGCCUUUGUCUUUGCACAGCCCGCCUUCCUCAUCUUCAGCCACCCCCUUCUCAGUGCGACCGGAGCAUGCAGAGCGCCUGGCGCCUGUCCGCGCUUGUUGUGGCAGUACCUGAAUAGUGCUGGCACGUGCUAGCUAUUGUAAGUAGCUCGACUAGGCUAGCUUGCCUGGGAUCUCGACCGCCGUGCUCACUGUUCUCUUGCGCACACAGGCCACGGCGUUUGCGCUGCUCCUUGCUUGUGUCUGGGGCGGGAUCACAGUGGGGCUGUGGGCUGUGUUCGUGUAUCGUAAAGCAAUUCUCCGGCGGAGCAGCCCGGUACUGCCGAGGAAAUAUGGCGCCCGAAGGGCGCCGCGAAAAAUUUAUUGUUUUUGGGGUGGUCCAUCCAUGCCAUGCAUGCAAUCGAUGCAAUGCAAUCCAGAAGUUCAGAAGUUGCCUAAUAUUCUAAUAUAAUGAAUAUGGAGGAAGAACAAGUGAAAGAGCAGACGUCAUCAAGCUAUUCUCACCCAGGCAGCAUGAUAGAGGACGAUCUUCACGGAAGCAUCUUAUCCUAUCCACCUAACGAAGCAAAGAGGAUGCCGUCCAACCGAAAAACAAACAAGACGCGAAACGUGGAGGGCGCCCUCUUUCCGUGCCGCUUAUCCUAUUUUUAGAAUAGUUUUGGUUACUCGCUCGUUUCAGCUUUAAGCACUUCUAAAAGAAAGAUUUACAACAUACUUCUUGGUACGUGCUGUGUCACGAAGAUAAUUGAUGUGACUGUACUACUCAUCAUCUUCAAGAACUUUGUCAAAAAUUGAAAUUUUUUCGAAUUGUAUUCGACGACCUGUAGAAGUAUGAAUAACCCAACGACCACCUUACUACUGUUUCUGUACUACUAUCUAUCAUGAUGAUUUUGUAACAACAAAAUUAAUUCUUAUCAGCUUCUUACUAGGUUGCACCUCUUCGUAUACAAGCAAUCAAGUAGGACAGAAGAUGAACAUGCUGUCUACAUCUACAUACGACUGUACUUGUUGCAGGUGGAGGUACAGCGAACUACAUAUUUAGAAUUUAUGAUUAGGAACAAUGUACUGCGUCCAAUGUGAGUCUCGCGAGUGAGAACCACGGGUGAGUGGCAAACCGGCGGCCAGUGGUGCAUCAUGAUAGAUAAGAUGCAAGAAAGAUUUGUCGUGUCGACUCGUGGCAAAUGUGCUCAGGUUUGUUGCCACCUCUAGGUUCUUAACAUCAAUUCGUAUUUGAAAUUUUUUUUGAAUUAAGGUUAGACGAGUUGGCUUCAGCACGCGUUUGGCCGUACAUGAUGACGCUUCUUGAAGGUGAACUUUUUUAGCCCCCGACCCUGUGAAUCGCGCCUGGAGUUGCCCAUUUUAACUUGACUUGAGAACUUAUUUUUUGAAGGUUAUAUCGAAGUCCAUCAAAUCUCCAGUACAACUUUUACUCUUCCGGUUGAAUUGCUGCAUUCUUGUUUAUUCAACAAGAGCGUGGGACUAAGCCGGAAACUUGACAACUACAUGAAAUAGAGAGAGCUACCACGUCGACUUCUCCAAAGAAGUAAACGUUUCAGAAGUUACCUAAGAUUGAAAGCUCGUCGUGAAUAUGAAGUUACGAAUUAUGAUGUUGAAAUUUACUCGUGCUACAACUUACUUAAAAGUAUAUACUAGCGGGGGGAGGUCGCCAGGGAAAUCUUAGGCAGACUGCCGAGGAGAUUCGCAUCGUCAUAAAUAUUUAGCAGUUUUUCUACUUUUUCCGGUUCCGCCCUUGUUGUGUAACAAGAAUUCGAUCGUGUGAGGAUUUUCAGUCAGUUGUCGAUUUUCCUAUAACGCCUUUUGAUCAUAAAUGAAACGAUUUUUCCGCAAAUAGCCGUAGUCCUCCUCAACUGUAGAAGUUGCGGCACUAAAAUGACAUACACGCUUUUUUCGGAUAUUCAGAUACAAGAUCUGAUCAUCGUCUUCAUGAAGAUGGCCAUGCGAUUCCUGCUGAGAUGAGAGGACGUGCUUAUAUUAAUAAGGGGCCGCCAGCUUGAGAUUAAGAUGAGGCGUGCUGAUAAAUAAUUGUUUGACUCGGGUAGUUGCUGCGGGACCGACGUCACAAUUGAGAUUCAUCUUGUGCCAAAGUUAUUCUAUAUGUUCGAGCUACUCAGCUGUGGGAAGGUGUAUGUCCCGCGACGCUCAAAGCACACAAAGUAAAUUAGCGGGCUAAUUUUCCUCGAUGCUUGUUCGGAGAUCGUUCGCAGCCCCUAUUUGCAACAUAUGCUGUAGUUAAUCCGUCAAAUCUCCAGGUAUUUAGCGCACAGCGCAACAGAUCUGCUUUUCUUGUUUUCAAAGGAAAGGGCGUUGUCGAUAUUGGCAAUCAUGAUACCCAUAAAAAUGCAAAGGUAAACCUAAUGUAACAUGGACUUCGGGAAGUGGAGAUGGAUCUCGUGGUGUUUGGGAUGGUUGUAAAUAGACUGCCUGUGCUGGAAGAAGUCCGCGCUGUUCACCUUAAUGUAGUCAAUGUUUUAAUGAAGGAACAUACAGAUACAUAAUUCUAAUUCUUCUAUUUUUCCUAGUUUUUUUUCCUGUAUCUUCUUCUAACUAUGGCAUGACCACGAGAAAAUGGUUACAUAAUUUUUUAACUUUGCUGGACUUCAACUUCUACUACCUGACAAUCCUUCUCGAGCAUAUGAUGAAAUGACAUUGGGUUGAUAAAUUUAUAUGCUCGUUGCUGAUUGUUUUUCAUCUCAUUUUCAUUCUUAUAUCGUUUUCCUUAAUCUACUCCCUUCCAAGUCCUCGUGCUAUUGGUGUGAUUAACCACAAGCAGAAUGUUGACUGGUCGAGUCUUGUACGGAGAAAUAUGCAUCAUGAUGAUGCUGGUUUUCAACGUCCGCAUGAAGCGUAAUCUAUGGCCGUUUGUCACGACCGUGUGAACAAAGUGACAAGGAAUUACGAGGAAUGAAAAGGUGUGGUUGUUGUUCGCCUCUCCCCCCCGGUUUCUUCUUCUGGUCCGCUCAGUCCAAACCCCUUCCUUUCGGCCGAAGCGUGGACCAAACAAGC